Molecule: messenger RNA, 2702 nt
Organism: Myotis myotis
Lineage: Eukaryota; Metazoa; Chordata; Mammalia; Chiroptera; Vespertilionidae
Gene: HERC5
Product: HECT and RLD domain containing E3 ubiquitin protein ligase 5
Exons: 20
Coding region: 165-2630 (821 amino acids)
Biological process (GO): regulation of defense response to virus; ISG15-protein conjugation; ubiquitin-dependent protein catabolic process
Molecular function (GO): ubiquitin protein ligase activity; ISG15 transferase activity
Source: RefSeq, a predicted model, not a curated record
AUUUUCUUUGUUUAUGUCCAGGUGGUGAGCUUUUUGCCUGGGGACAGAACUUAGAUGGCCAACUUGGACUUGGGAGAAUACUUGACUCGACCCCCACACCACAGCUUGUGGAGCACCUCUCAGGAGUCCCCGUGGCUCAGAUUUCUGCAGGAAAAGCCCACAGCAUGGCUUUAUCCAUGUCUGGAAACAUUUACUCGUGGGGAAGAAAUGAUUGUGGACAACUAGGCCUGGGCCACACUGACAAUGAAGAUUGUCCUUCCCUUAUUGAAGCACUGGACAGCCAGAAAGUUGAAUUUCUUGCUUGUGGUGGCUCUCACACUGCCUUGCUCACAAAGGAUGGGCUCCUGUUUACUUUUGGUGCUGGAAAACAUGGGCAGCUUGGUCACAAUUCAACACAGAAUGAAUUAAAACCCUGUUUGGUGGCUGAGCUCCUUGGGAAUAGAGUAACCCAGAUAGCAUGUGGAAGGCGGCACACACUUGCCUAUGUGUCUGAUUUGGGGAAGGUCUUUUCUUUUGGUUCUGGAAAAGAAGGACAACUGGGAAACGGUGGAACGCAGAAUCAGCUGAUUCCACUUCCCAUGAAAUUGCCAUCAAAUGAAGAACUCAAAUUUGAAAGCCAUACCUCAGAAAAUGAGUUAAUAAUAAUUGCUGGAGGAAAUCAAAGCAUUUUGCUCUGGAUGAAAAAAGAGAAUGCAUACGUUAAUCUGAAAAGGAAAAUUCCUACAUUGAAUGAAGGGACUGUGAAGAGAUGGAUUGCUGAUGUGGGGACUAAGCAGUGGCAAAAUACAAAAAGGGAAAUCAGAGAGAUAUUUUCAUCUCCUGCAUGUCUGACUGGAAGUUUUGUAAGGGAAAGAAUAGCUGCAGACACCACGUUUACUCAUUUGGACUUAACUAAAGCAAGAAACACCUUUAAGGAGUUAACCCAGAAAGACUGGAUUACUAACAUGAUAACCACCUGUCUCAAGGAUAAUCUGCUCAAACACCUUCCAUUUUCUUCUCCCCACCGAGAAGCCUUAGAGAUCUUCUUCCUCCUCCCAGAAUGUCCCGUGAUGCAUGAUUACAACAACUGGGAGAGCCUGGUGGUUCCGUUUGCAGAGGCUGUUUGUGAAAUGAAUGAUAAAUCUUCAGAGGCUCUGGAGGAAUAUUGGGCAUCUCUGCAUGACUCCACUUUCAUGGAACUGGUCCAGAUGUUUAAAAGAGCCAUCACUGCUCAACUGCGUUACUGGGCUGAAGAUGCUGAAAGUAACUGUCACAUUAAAGUUCUCCUAGAAAUGCUGAAAAAGCUGCACAGGGUAAACCAGACUAAAUUUCAACUGCCUGAAAAUAUUUUCCAAGUAAAUGAACUCGCGCACUGCCUUGAUUUUUAUGAAGAUGCACGUAGAAGGAGCUCUUGGAAAAAGAACUUAGACACUGUAGAAGACAUCCAGCAUCCUGUCAUAUUCAGUCAUUUUCCAUUUGUCUUUAAUAUUCUGUCAAAAAUUAAACUACUACGUGCAGACUCGCUUUUAAAAAUGCAGGAGAGAAGAUUUAGAGCUGUUUUGCAUUUGGCUGGAAUUGUGGAAGAUGGAGGGUCCAGUUUAGGGUUGCUGCCCACCUUUAAUCUCAUAGUCAGAAGGAGUCACUUGAUUGAGGACGUUUUGAGCCAGUUAAGUCAAUUUGAGAAUGAAGACCUGAGGAUGGAGUUAAUGGUUUCAUUUAGUGAAGAAACUGGAUAUGAACCUGGAGGCGUCAGGACAGAGUUUUUCUACUGUCUGUUUGAAGAGAUGACUCGGCCAGAAUAUGGGAUGUUCAUGUAUCCUAAAGAGGCUACCUACAUGUGGUUUCCUGUUAAGCCUAAAUUUGAGAAAAAGAGAUAUUUCUUCUUUGGGAUUCUGUGUGGACUUAUUCUGUUCAACGGCAAUGUUGCAAACAUCCCUUUCCCACUGGCUCUGUUUAAGAAACUUUUGGACCAAACACCAUCAUUGGAAGACUUGAAAGAGCUCAGUCCUGUCUUGGGAAGGAGUUUGCAGAUACUUCUGGAUGAUGAAAGUGCUGACUUUGAAGAAGUAUUUUAUGUCCAUUUUAAUGUGAAUUGGGACAAAACUGAUGUAGACUUAAUUCCUAAUGGAAGUUGCAUAAUUGUCAACCAGACUAACAAGACAGACUAUGUUUCCAAGUAUGUCGAUUACAUCUUCAACAUCUCUGUAAAGGCCGUUUAUGAAGAAUUUCAAAGAGGAUUUUACAAAGUGUGUGACAAGGAGAUUAUUGAAUUUUUCCAUCCUGAAGAACUAAAGGAUAUGAUUAUUGGAAAUACAGAUUAUGACUGGGAAACAUUUGAAAAGAAUGCACGAUAUGGACAAGGAUAUGACAAUUCACAUCCCACCAUAGUGAUGUUUUGGAAGGCUUUGCACAAGUUGACUUUGGAGGAAAAGAAGAAGUUCCUUGUGUUUCUUACAGGAACUGACAGAAUUCAAGUAAAAGGUUUAAAGAGCAUGAAAAUAACAUUUUGCUGUCCUGAAAAUGUGGGUGAAAAAGAUCCCAUAAGAGCACUUACAUGUUUUAGUCUCCUCUACCUCCCUAAGUAUUCUACAAUGGAAAGAGUGGAAGAAGCGCUUCAAGUAGCCAUCAACAGCAGCAGAGGAUUUGGCUGACCCUACCUCAUACUCUUUACUCCUUUUUGGGAACAUUUUCAAAAAUAAAAUGAACUCAAAAGUUUACUAACA